CGGGCGGCUCGAGGCCGCAGGGGUGGGCCCUGCCGGGGACACUAGACUUGGACGCAUAGACCCCGGAAGAGCUUGACGGCAGCUCCCUGGAAGGGAAUCGAGGCCGUGGGGCCAGCGCCCAAAGGCCAGCUUUGGCUCCUCCUCUCGGAGCUUGAAAUCGCCCCUGGUCUAAACGAAGAGACUGCUGUUCACGCUCUGGCUCCCACGACUCCCCUCUGAGGACCCACGGACCCAGCCCCGCAGGCCCGGGAAAUCGGCCCCUCCUGGCAGGAUGGACGAGGAGAGCCUGCAGACCGCCCUCCGGACCUACGACGCGCAGCUGCAGCAGGUGGAGCUGGCCCUGGGCGCUGGCCUGGAUCCCUCGGAGCUGGCCGACCUGCGCCAACUGCAGGGGGACCUGAAGGAGCUGAUCGAGCUCACUGAGGCCAGCCUGGUGUCGGUCAGGAAGAGCAAGCUGCUGGCGGCGCUGGAUGGAGAGCAGGAGGAUGCUGAGCCUUUGGCUUUCCAGAAUGCCAUCGCGGAGACGGUGGAGGUGCCAGUAGCCCCCGGCGCAGAACUGGAGACUGUUCCUUCGAGAGAGACUGGGCCAGGACCCACGGAGCCUGGGCAGGAGGAGGACGAGGGGGAGGACGAGGAGGGCGGGGAAGCACUGAGUGGGAGAAAGGUGAACGCCCCCUACUACAGUGCCUGGGGCACCCUGGAGUAUCACAACGCCAUGAUCGUGGGCACCGAGGAGGCGGACGACGGCUCCCCGGGCGUGCGCGUGCUCUAUCUCUACCCCACUCACAAGUCCCUGAAGCCCUGCCCGUUCUUCCUGGAGGGGAAGUGCCGCUUCCAGGAAAACUGCAGGUUCUCGCAUGGGCAGGUAGUCUCAGUGGACGAGCUGCGCCCCUUCCAGGACCCGGACCUGAGCUCCCUGCAGGCCGGCUCUGCAUGUCUGGCCAAGCGGCAGGAUGGUCUGUGGUACCCAGCACAGAUCACUGAUGUAGACAGCGGCUACUACACGGUCAAGUUUGACUCUCUGCUGUUGAAAGAGGCCGUGGUGGAGGGGGACAGCAUCCUGCCCCCACUGCGCACAGAGCCUGCAGGGUCCUCUGACUCGGACGGCAGCGAUGCAGACGACCCCAGCUAUGCUCGAGUGGUGGAACCUGGUGCUGCCAACCCCGGGACCUGCAGCUCCGCUUUUGCUGGCUGGGAGGUGCACACGCGGGGCAUUGGCUCCAGGCUCCUCGCCAAGAUGGGCUACGAGUUUGGCAAGGGUCUGGGCCGGCGUGCAGAGGGCCGGGUGGAGCCCGUCCAUGCUGUGGUGCUGCCGCGCGGGAAGUCGCUGGACCAGUGUGCAGAGAUCCUGCAGAAGAGAACCCAGGGUGGCCAGGCUGGCGUCAGCAAGCCCCCAAAGUGCCGGGGCAGAGUGGGUGGAGCUGGGGGCCGCCCACCUCCUCGCAGUGUGUUCGACUUCCUGAAUGAGAAGCUGAAAGGCGGGACUCCAGGGGCCCCGGAGGUGGGGGCAGCGCCCCCCAGAAGGAGCGGCAAGGAGGUGUACCACGCCAGCAGGAGUACCAAACGGGACCUGAGCCUGCGGCUCCUCCAGACUGAGGAGAAGAUUGAGCAGAUCCAGCGAGCCAUCCGGGGCAUCCAGGAGGCCCUUGCCCGCAAUGCUGGCCGGCACAGUGUGACAACGGCCCAGCUGCAGGAGAAGCUGGCAGGAGCCCAGCGGCAGCUGGGGCAGCUCCGGGCCCAGGAGGCGGGCCUGCAGCGGGAACAGAGGAAGGCCGACACCCACAAGAAGAUGACUGAGUUCUAGACCCCUGCACGUGUCGCGGAUGGAACUGAGGGGCCUUGACUCCUGCUGCCCUCGGGCAGACAGUGGGGAUGCCACCAGAAGGGCCAGCCUGCUCUGUGGCCACACUCCACAGAGGGCCUUCUUGCUGGCCUCCGGCAUGUGGACACUGCUGAGCAAAGAUGGGCUGCAGGGGCCCCUUCCUGAUGCUUCCCUGCCCACUGAGUCCACCUGCUGGUGUCCUAGGGCGUCUCGUGAGCAAAGACAUUAAAGUGACUUUGUCGCAGUGUCUGAUUUCA
Messenger RNA from Odocoileus virginianus texanus, 2079 nucleotides. It is a transcript of the gene ZGPAT, whose product is annotated as zinc finger CCCH-type and G-patch domain containing. Gene Ontology annotation, molecular function: DNA-binding transcription repressor activity, RNA polymerase II-specific; RNA polymerase II cis-regulatory region sequence-specific DNA binding; metal ion binding. The record is from RefSeq and is a predicted model, not a curated record. Lineage: Eukaryota; Metazoa; Chordata; Mammalia; Artiodactyla; Cervidae. Gene Ontology annotation, biological process: negative regulation of transcription by RNA polymerase II. Gene Ontology annotation, cellular component: nucleus.